UUAGCAUUCAUGCUCAAUGCGUCGUUUAAUUAGCACUUUUGUUUUGAAUUUCCUUGAGUAAACAAAAGCCAUAGUUUCUCUAUACACUUAUCAAUUCCACCUUAAGAUACAUUUCUCCUCAACGGUUUUUAGCUUUCUUUGACGAUCUGAUAUUUACUGGCACCAAACGUAAAAAAAAGGAAAGCUGUGGGGUAAUUAUGAACUUCAAAGAUCCUACUGGAUCGGUUUUGACUUUGAGAAAUCGCCGCCUUUCUGAACCGCAAAAGCUACCAAAGCGUGUGUCUUUCAAAGAUGAAGCAUGGGUGAUUAACAUUCCCGCUCGCGACGAAAACACCGUGGAUUUGCGGGAGGGUGUUUUAUUUACACGAAACCCCGUAGCAAGGACCUCCGUGUUAGCGAGCGGAACAUCAGUCCACAAGCCGAACACAGGUGUAAACUUUGCCACUCUCCCCAACAACUCUCCGUAUGCAAACUCGGAACAUACAGACACGCAAACAUGGAUGACUUCAAGGACAAUUGGUUCGGAACCUAGGACAAGUCGUGCCCCUUACAAGUCAAUUCUAAAAGCAUCAGCAUCACGGACUCGUUUUGACGAAGAUCAUUUGAAAACGCACAAUUUGAACGCAGCCUGCUUUGGAGAAGCCUCAAGGCAUUUUCUAAACAAUUACUUUAAACACGAUACCAGCCAUUUACUGCCAUCAACAGACGUCGUGAAAAGAGUUGAGAGACCAGUUAUAACCAGAACUUUGUCAUCGAGACGCUCACUCUCAAACACUCGCCCUCUUGGAACUGAGGACGCCUCACUAUUUAACAAAACUGGACGAUCGGCUGGUAAGGAAUUCACAGCAGGAUCUAAUAGAACUUUUUUUGAUCACAACUUUAAACCCCCGGCCAGUGAAGGAAAGAGUAAGGCUGAAGGUGCCCCACAGCCAGGGAUAAAUUUCGGCAUAGUUGGGGUUACGUAUGGGGGUGUGAACCAAAUGCCUUACUUUUACGACAUCAGAGGAAUCGCUGAUAACGGAAUAGCUGAAUAUUCUCGUGAAAAAAGAUCUCCGUUCCACGACCGAACUCGCUCUGAACAUUCCUCGGUUUCUACGCCGCAAAACCACUACUCUUCCCCUAAAAGACAGGAAAGACAUUUGGCAGCAAUUCCAGCUAUUGAAGCUUUCAACAGACGGAGCCGUGGAACAGGACGUUAUUCUUCGAGGGAUUGGACCCACAAACAAAAUGCAAGCGCAAAGAAGCAAUUACCAAUUGCUUGGCAACCUUCCAAACAGAAUAAUUUCUCAACAAAGUAGAGAGAGAGAGAGGUUGGUUUGGAUAAGCAAUGGAUCACCUCUCGUUCAUUCUCAUAAACAAGGGUGUAAAUCCAUAUCUGUGGAUUUACUUUCGUAAAAUGCCCCUUCGGGAACCUUCGGGUCUAGUGAUAAAGAAGCAGAAAAUAAAGAUCUUCAAAUGUUACAGGAAAACAUUGCUUGCAUGUUUAACCGAGAUUUUCAAAUUUCCCAUUACACAAAUUUUAAAACAGUACAUAAACCUUUUUACAGACACCAUUUUAAACUGGAUGAAGCAAAGAUUACUGAAAGAUUUCAAUUUCUAACCGUCAGCCAACAAGGCCACUAACUUGUUAUCAAUUUUUGAAUCCCCUUCCCCCUUACACAGUCAAAUAUUUUCCAAGAUACGACAAUCCAACACAAAUUGAGGAGUACAAAUCAAUUGCUUUAUUGACUAUGAGAACUGAACAUUUUCUUCACAGACCAAUCUUUAAACGUCCCACAAUAAUAGGGUAUUUAGACGAUAAUUAUUCCUAAUACGGACACAAAAUU
This is a messenger RNA of Pocillopora meandrina, 1826 nucleotides long. NCBI's taxonomy places the organism in Eukaryota, Metazoa, Cnidaria, Anthozoa, Scleractinia, Pocilloporidae. The record is from the annotation of a GenBank genome assembly.